AUGGUUGAAGUAUCUAAGAGAUUUUCUGAUGCGUCAAAAGACUCGUCGACAUUAACUAUUAGUAUGGGCGUAGUAGUUUCAGAAGUUGGGGAAGUUGAGGCAAUAAUUUCUGGAGAUUUUCUUUUGUCGAGGUUGUUGGACAAACUUUCAUCGACUGGGUCAACUUUCAUGGU
Molecule: messenger RNA, 173 nt
Organism: Funneliformis caledonium
Lineage: Eukaryota; Fungi; Glomeromycota; Glomeromycetes; Glomerales; Glomeraceae
Source: the annotation of a GenBank genome assembly